AUGAAUCAUAAACCCAACCCUUCUCUCACUUUGAGUUUAUCAGCAAUCGAGCUCAACCUCGACCCUGAACCCAACCCUUCAUCUAUUCCUCCGUCGUCGCUGUCUUCACCCCAGGUCAAGACCCGAGUUUUCCCCUGUACCUACUGCCUGAGAACGUUUUACAGUUCACAAGCUCUUGGAGGACACCAAAAUGCUCACAAACUCGAGAGGACCUUAGCCAAGAAAAGCAGAGAACUAUGUACAAGUUUGAGUUCUAGCGGCCCCUGGUUUUCCACUGAUAUUAGCAAUGAAACGAGAGAAGUGAAUUAUCAUCAGUGGAAAAAGGAAUACAAAGCUGAUAGUCAUGUUCAAGAAGAGCUCAGCCAGGUUGAUUUAUCUCUUAGGCUUUGA
Messenger RNA from Fraxinus pennsylvanica, 390 nucleotides. The record is from the annotation of a GenBank genome assembly. Lineage: Eukaryota; Viridiplantae; Streptophyta; Magnoliopsida; Lamiales; Oleaceae.